AUGUUCCUCUCCAACAUCACAGACUCUGGAGGAGUGCCUCUCUCGGUGGACUUCGACAGUCCUGUGGAUUAUCUCAUCUUUAUUUUCCAGCUUCUAUUCGCUACAGCUGCUGUUCUUGUGGCAGGACCUGUGGCCAUCACCAUUUGCUCCACCAGAGCUCUGCGCCUCCAAAACAGGUUCAUCUUCAUGCUGAACACCAGUAUUUGUGACACGCUGGUUGGGUUUUCAGUCUUUUAUCUGGGUCUGUUUGAUGUUCAGGAGGGAUAUCCCUCCAGAAAUGGGACUUAUAAUAUGUUACCUUCUCUUCUUGGAGUUAAUAUAAUGACGUUUUUAGUCGCACAGUUUGACCGCUAUUUUGCCGUCUGUCAUCCUUUCAUCUACACGCGCUUUGUAACCCGGGCAGUGGUUAUCACUGCAAAUAUCUACUGCUGGCUUCAUUCCUAUGCUCAGUCCAUCAUUUUAAGUUUCGUGCCACUCUCCAGAGCAAUGCAGGUGUAUUUCUACACUAUUAUCGGCUUACAAAUCAUUGUGUUCACCAAAGUGGUCAUGACCAUCAAAUUGUAUGUAAUCGCCAGAGUGCAGCUUGAGAGAGAUCCUCCCAGCGCCGAGAGAGAGAGCAAGAAGGAAUCGCUGAGAAUCAUCAUCUUUGUUGUCAUAAGCUUCUUGGUGUUGUGGUGCCCCUCUUUCGUUAAUCUUGUCCUCAGACUUGCGUUUAGACAAGGGAUAACGUUUAGGAACGAGGCCACCAAUCCUUUCGCCAUCUUGGCUCGUUUCAACGCAGUGUGCACACCUGCGGUGUACCUGUGGGGGAGUCCGGCUCUGAGGGAGGCCGCGGUGAGAACAGUGUGGGGCAGAGUGUGUCCAAGGUGCAAGAAAAGCAAGAGGAUACAUGUCUCUUCACUGCGAUGA
Epinephelus fuscoguttatus (brown-marbled grouper) is the source of this 909-nucleotide messenger RNA. Its product is annotated as trace amine-associated receptor 2-like. NCBI's taxonomy places the organism in Eukaryota, Metazoa, Chordata, Actinopteri, Perciformes, Serranidae. Gene Ontology annotation, biological process: G protein-coupled receptor signaling pathway. Gene Ontology annotation, cellular component: membrane. Bases 1 to 909 code for a protein of 302 amino acids. The record is from RefSeq and is a predicted model, not a curated record. Gene Ontology annotation, molecular function: G protein-coupled receptor activity. The transcript has a single exon.